UCCAGCUGUUGCUCUCUCUUUUUAAUCACGGCUUCAGCUCGGUGUGCAAACCGCGCAGUCUAUCUCUAAGUCUAUGGCAAUGACCCGGUAGCAGCGCUGUCUGGUGCUCAUUUUGUGAACUGGGUUAGUGACGUUUACUCGGUUGGCCACAGUGGCACAGGGUGGUACGCACGUAUAUACCUAGGGAAGUAACUAGACGGAGGUUAAUCGAAAUCCACGACAUUCGGCACGUCUUCUGCACGCCAUGUUCCUGCUCUUUAUAUCGACUAGUGACAGAAUGUGUGGUGCAACGAUCGAAUAUUGUGUACCGAUGGGAAGUUGGAUGUACGGUUUGAGCCAUUAGUACUUUAUAAAUAAGAUAAAUGAUAUAUUGUGAUAUAUGUCAAGUGGUAUAAUGUGACACGACGAGCGAAAUGCUGGCAAGUCGCGGCCAUUUUACACUACAAUGCGGCAACGGUGUGUGUAUAUUCAAUCCGCCAUUCCAAACAAUCAGUGUUUCCUCAGGUGCAUCUGGAACGACGGUCUAUAGCAAUCCUACGGUUUGACAUAAUAAUGAAGUAAAUUAUAGGAGGUUUUUACAAGUCCGAGUGGUGCGGUGUUGCGGACACAAACGGGUGCGGAUCAAUGCGCGCGAGUGCAUAACACCAAGGGAAGAUUAGUUGUUCCCCCCCGAUCAUCUUCUGUCUCCUUUCCCACCCCACCACCCAUUACUCCCUCGGCCCUAACCCCCGACCCCUGCCGCUGCCUUCUCUUUCCUCUCUUUCUCGCCCUCCCUCCCUCCCUCCCGCCCUCCCUCCCUACCUCUCGAUGUAUUUUCUUGGUGGUCGGACCGCGAGAAUGCGAAUGAACGUGUGAUAUGUGUGUGCGAGGAAGAGACGACGACGACGACGUGCGUGCGUGUGCGACGACGACGACGAUUGCGAAUAAACGAAGCAGAAGUAAAUGAUGGAGAUCGAAGUUAAGCAAAGAAAUCAACGAAAUCGGCGCAGGGAGCGAGCGCAACGGAUGCUGGCCCAAAGGGAGAGUAUCGCGAACGCCAAGCAACAGCAGCAGCAACAGCAGCAGGGUUUAGCAGGAUUGGGACUCGGGGGUGAUCCGAGCGAUCCUCGUACCACGGGAGACGACAGUCACAGCGGCGAGGACGAACCUGGACCGCCUCACGGACUGGCUCGAGGACGGGGCAGAGUGCGGGCUCGUGAAAAACAUCCCCGACCACCUCGCCCGCGGAAAAAGUCAUCCCUCAAUCACAAGGAGCCCCCCUUCGAGGAGGACAUCGUCGACGGUUUUGCCAUCCUUGCAUUUCGCACCUACGAGGAACUCGAGAGUGCAAUUAAGCUUGCUGGGAAAAAUAAUGUAAAGAAACUGCACACGCUGUUAUCGAUAGCUGAUGAAAAACCCAAGGUAGACACCGGCCAGCACAACCGACACAGUGGUGAACACCACAUCAAAAAUCAUUUUAAACACAACCAUUAUACCCAUAAUUCCAUUCUGACACCAUCUACACUUACCCAGGGCCUCGAUGCAGGUACAAGCGACGAUAGCGGUAGAGCCUCUGAGCAGUUGCACGGACCUAGCAUACCGAGGGAUUGCCAAGACCCUGACAGUUCAAGGGACCAUCUUAGCGACGCUAGCAGUCAUUGCAGUUCGGGUAAAGGCUAUAUCUGUGAUAGUGAAGGAGAAGACGAUAAGGGAUCAGAUGCUGAGUCAAUACUCUUUGAAUCUUCUACCCCAUCUCCUCUUGCACGUAAAUUUGAGUUGCCAUCUUCUUCACCUCAUGUACUGCCUCCGACAAAUGGGGCAGGAGGAACACCUCCAGAUACGGGUGGACAAAUUUCAAAUCCAGCAACAGACGCACCAGCCCCAAUACCACCCCCAGUGCCUGCCACUGCACCAGCACCUACGGUGCCCAGUCCUCCUAGCCCUACGCUACCUCCUCACAUAUCCCAGCCGCCCAUGACCAGUCCGCUAGCAGCGAAUCCACGUGCAAUAGCUCCGCAGCAGCGGCCUGCAUCUCCAGCCCUUCCGCCUCCAUCUUUGCCUCAACAACCACAUACCGCUAUACCAGUGUUACAUCCACCGAACGUACCAAUUGUGUCCUCCAGUCACACUACCAGUCCUGCAGUGGCUAGUCUAGGAGUCACUCCAGCGGCCCCAUCAAACGGGGCAGCAACUACGAGCUAUCCACCUCCGUUACCUAUGGCAGCUUAUCCCCAAACACAGCCAUCGUAUCCUCCGCUUUACACACCGUAUACCGCUCUGAAUCACAGUCCGUAUCUUCCCCCUAGUGUGCCGUCGCCCUCUCAUUCAGCUUCUUCGAGAGCAGAUGUGAGAGGAAGCAGGGCCUCGCCUUGCACAAAUAUAAACAAACAAGUUUCUGGAAACAACAUGAUGAACCACAGUAAUACUCCGCUCAGUGCCGCGACAACGACAUGUGUAUCUACUAUAACUAAUACAGUCACGACAGCCAAUACAAUUGCACACAGAGAUAUUAUGGCAUGCAGCUUAGCUGGACGAAAUAAUAAUUCACCUCGCGGCCACAGUCCUAAUCGUGAACGAGACAGUUAUAGCAGCAACGUGAGUAGCCUAAGUCGAGGCAGUAUAACACCUGUCAGUGUGCCAAACACAUCCUCCCCAGCCAGUUCUAGUCUACCUGCUUAUUCCAAGGCUCAAGGAUGGAUCAGCAGUGGUACAACAUCCCAGUUAUCGCCAGCCACGGCAACUUCGGUGCCCAGACCUACACCUCCUCCUGUAUCGUUAGGAAUGCAUUCUUUUCCACCACCUAUGUUCGCUGCUCCGCUACCGCCGCCAGUUUCUACCUCGAGUCCACAUACAUCGAUGCCAUCGCUUCCACCAUCCACGUCAAAUCCAAAUCCAUUUUCUGCAGAAUCGCUUUUUCAAUCUAGGGUGAGUCAUGUUGCAGGUCAGACGGACAUGUUACGGAGAGAAUUGGACAGCAGGUUUCUUGCCUCUCAAGAACGCGGCGUAGGUGUUGGAAAUCUUGGUCCUCCGCCGUACCUUCGUACUGAAAUGCAUCAUCAUCAACACCAGCACACUCAUGUACACCAACAUACCACACCGAUGCUUCCACCUCCAACAGCGACGUCACUUUUUCCUCCCCCAAUUUUUAAGGACAUUCCAAAAAUCGGAGGUGUUGACUCUCCCUUUUUUCGUGGCAACCUCAACAUGUCCAGUUACUCUGGUUUUAAUGCUGGACUCAUGCAUCCUGGAAUGGGUCCACCUUCAACGCCGUUUGUUCCUCCGAAUCAUAUGACUUCGUUCGCACCAAAGAAUUUAAAAUUUCAGAAGACGGGAAAAUGGAAUGCAAUGCACGUACGCAUUGCUUGGGAAAUUUACCACCAUCAGCAGAAGCAGCAAGCUGAUGCAAAGGCUGGUGGUGUCGUCAGCGGGAAGACGGAGCUCCUGAGGCCACCCGGGCAUUUAUAUCCAGGUGGACCAGGAACUGGUCUAGGAAUGGGUAGUCCAAUGGCACCCCCGUUCUCAGCAAAUCUACCACCGACACAUGCACCACAUCCACCGCCCCAUCCAGUUACAUUUCUUUCAAAUCCUGGCUCUCACAUGGGAGCGGGGAUGUCGCCUUUCGGAAGGUAUCCGACAACGUUCGGUGCACCUAAUCCAAACUUCCCUGGACUGUCAGGAUUUCCACCUCCCCCGCGAGAGAUGUCGUCGCUGGGAGGUUUGGGAUCCGUUCACGACCCGUGGCGAGGGUUACAACGCACGAAUCCUGGAUAUCCUCCAACGACAGUGUCGUGGAAUUUGAAGCCAGAACCUCCUGUGAUAGACAGACGAGCUGAGAUAGAAGAAAGAGAACGUGAAAGGGAACGUGAACGGGAGCGGGAACGCGAACGUGAAAGAGUACGACGAGAGCGGGAGAGGGAGGAGCAACGCGAGCGGGAGAGGCGAGAGCGUGAGAAGGAGGAAAAGCGAAAACAGGAAGCGGCUGAGCGUGAGAGGGAGCGUGAAAGGAGAGACAAAGAGCGGAGAGAAAUGGAAAGAAGAGAAAUGGAGCGAGAACGAUUGCUUCAUCACAGUCGCAUGCCGGUAAACAGCGGCAGAGAUCGUUCACCUCUGCGAAAUGGCUCGACUCCGAUCGACGCGAGCGAAGUGAGGGUGAAGGAAGAACCACGCAGCAAAGACGACGACGUCGUUAUGCUUUCCAGGCCACCUCCCCAAGGACCCGGCCAUCUUUCCGACGCGAGGUAUCAUCCGCAUCCUCAUUCACAUUCGCAUCCGCACUCGUACCUUGCCAGGCAUUCUCACAGCAUGCCUCAUUCUUUGUCCCGAACUAUGAUGCCGACGCUAACUUCUCAUCCGAUGCAACAUUUUCCACCACCUCCGAGUGCAACGCAGGGUGCACCGUGGCCCGGUGAUCCGUUUAGAGAUCCGUAUCGGUAUGAUCCUUUGCAGCAGCUUCGUUACAAUCCACUGAUGGCCGCUGCUGCGCUUAGAGCUGAAGAAGAAGAGAGGGCGAAACUUUAUGCAGGUUACGCUCCCCCAGUGAAUCCUAUGCGAAGCAAAGGUCCGAGUCCAGGUCCACUGAGUAAUCUUCACAUGCAUCACAGAGCUGGUCCUGGACCAGGAGUAUCUGUCCGACCUUUAGAGCCGUCACUUAUGCAUAAUGAUAUUCAUAAAAAAGAAGAUGCUUCACAGUCUCGAUGAUAUCAUACAUUUACAGCUUUGAGUAAGAAGGGAGAGAAAGGAAGGAGAAAAAAAGAACAGUGCAAACUAGAGGAACGUGAACUGCAUUGAUGUCAGAGCAUUAUUGAUAUUUUAUAUAUUAAAAAAAGCGUUAUUUAAAAUUGUACAUAAAUUAUUAUAUGAUAUUUAUAGAUAUAAAUAGAACGAUUAAUUGAUGAAACCUUGUCUAAAAAAUCGGAGGCGUGAAGGCAAGGUAUUCGUGAAAUUGUGUCAUACACACCUAAACUAUGGUGUCCGCAGUUUCGGGGAUCUGACUGUCUAUAGUGAUAACUGAUAACUUUAUUAUUACAACAUUAUGCGUACAGUUAAAUACAAUGUGUAAUAUUAUAUAGUAGGAUGCGAGAUGAUGCUACGUAAAUCGAAGCUAGGAAUUUAAACAGAUAUAGCAUUACUCAAAAAUUAUUUAAUUAUUUAUUUAUUAUUGCGACGUAAAACGAAUUUGAAUCUCUGUUACUCCAUGGAUAUAAUGUCGAAAAUUCGUCUCUUCAUUUAAUAGGUGUAUUAUGACGCUACGUGUAUAAAUUUAAAUCUAUCUUUAUUUUUUAUUUUUUCCUUUCAAUAUAACUUCAACUUUUAACCAAUAGAUUUUAAUUUCUAAAUGAUAUAAAUAAUAAGUAGUAUCAUUCAUACCUUCUGUAACGAUAAUAUCGGCUCUGAGUUUUUGUUUUAACAAUAGAGAUGAUAAAUGAAGUCUUGAUGGUUUGAUAAGCAUUGUCAGUACUUUCCUGUGAUAUAAUAAUGGUAUAUGGAUCACCGCUGGUGUUGCAAAUGUGAGUUGCGCAUGGACAUAUUUCGGACAUAAUCCAUGGCUGCAAUAACAAAAUAGUAAAUACUAUGUCUUCAAAAUUAGGUUAUUCAUAUUUGAAAUAAAAGACCUCCAAAGAAGGCAAAAAGGGGCGGGGGGGAGGGGGGAACAAAAAAUGGAGUGAAAUCCUCAUGUCUUAUAAAUAGGAAGUAACAACGGAAUUGAGACACUUUAUUCUAUAAAUUAUACAGAACCACGGUUUAGCUGUUUCAUUUGCAUUAUUUUACAUCAAAUGUACAAUUCAAUGAAACUGUGUAUGGUAGAUUCUGAUUAAUUUUGGACUUGGCAAUGGACAUGGUAAUGUACACCUCACUAGUUUUAUCUUUUUGUUUCACAUUGUAGUCUGUCUAUCACAAUAUAUUAUAUAUGCAUGUAAUAAUUUUUAUAGACUCGUCUUUUUGAAGCUUUGUGAAAACUGUAUAAAUUUGACGAUAACUUAGAAAAAAUGUAUUUCUCAAAUCAAAGCACGUAUGUGAAGGAGCAGAUUCAGGAUAAUAGGGGGGGUACAUUACAAAAUGUUGAUAAUCCAUAUGUAUGUACUAUAUAAAACGUAAAAAUUCGUUCCAGUCACCGUUAUAAUACGUUAAAACUACUGCGAUAGAACAUUGUUGUUAUGUUGCAGUACCAGAGAUUCAAUAGGAAAUCCGUUAAAACGAUUCUCCGUGCCAUGGGCUACGUUAAUUCUGUUCGGGACCCUUUCCAUUAUGGUUAUUGUUUUCAAAUGAAUUGUAAGGCUCCCACGAUUUAUUGACAUUGUAAAGCCAUUAUAAAAUUGUAUAUUAUAUAAUUGAUAAUUACAUACUAUUUAAAGAUUGUAGAUAUUUUUCAUCAGUGCAAAUUGCAAGGCGAUGCAAUGAUUCUGUUUUGUAGAUAUCGCGAGCAUAGAACAUUUUGUGUGAAUAGAUUUUUUCUAAAAUUGAUUCUUUGUAAAAGGGUCUAAUAAUCAUAGUUUCUAUCAAAGUAA
Molecule: messenger RNA, 6485 nt
Organism: Neodiprion fabricii
Lineage: Eukaryota; Metazoa; Arthropoda; Insecta; Hymenoptera; Diprionidae
Gene: tay
Product: atrophin-1-like
Exons: 16
Coding region: 943-4677 (1244 amino acids)
Source: RefSeq, a predicted model, not a curated record